AUGUUGACCAUGGAAACGGACCUCAAAGGAGGUAGCCUGCACGCGAAUAUGCCGCCGCAUCAUGGGAUACAAAAUUAUGGUUCUCUUAGUGCCCUCGGCCAAGCGCCAAUGCAUAGUUUAACACAGCAUCCCCAUCAAAUCCAUCACCAACCUCAAGCCCCCCAAAUUCAUCAUCAGCAUCAACCCCAAAAUCACCAUCAGGCCCAUCAAGCGGCUCAACACCAACAACACAAUCAAACUCCAAAUAACAAUAACAAUUCUAGCAAAGCACAAAAUAUGGAACGCGUAAAGAGGCCGAUGAACGCUUUUAUGGUGUGGUCGAGGGGACAAAGAAGAAAAAUGGCUCAAGAAAACCCCAAAAUGCACAACUCUGAAAUAUCUAAACGACUUGGUGCGGAAUGGAAGUUAUUGAGUGAAUCCGAAAAGAGGCCGUUUAUUGAUGAAGCCAAGAGGUUACGCGCAGUCCAUAUGAAGGAGCACCCAGAUUAUAAGUAUAGACCACGACGCAAAACAAAAACCCUUCUUAAGAAAGACAAAUAUCCCUUAGGAGCGUCGAGUUUGCUUCCUUCCACUGACCCAUCUAGAUCGGCACCUUCAUCGGUUCAACAAGUAACGGCUAGGGACAUGUACCAGAUGCCAAACGGUUACAUGCCCAACGGGUACAUGAUGCAUGAUCCUAGCGCCUAUCAACAGCAAUACGGAGGUGCUAAUUACGCGCGGUACGACAUGGGUCAGAUGCAGCACAGUGCAUAUAUGAAUGGAGGGUACGGGGCGUACGGAACGACCACCGUUCCAAACAGUGCGGGUUCCCCUUAUGGUAUGCAGCAAGCAGGAUCAUCUCACAGCCCUUCUGGAUCAAGUAUAAAGUCUGAACCGGUGUCGCCAAGCUCAGGCCUACACACGCCGACCCCAGGCGGCAUAAAGAGAGAGUAUGCUGGACAACCACAACAAGGAGAUCUUCGCCAAAUGAUAUCAAUGUACCUGCCUACAGACGGAGGAGUUCAACACAUGCAGCAUCAAUAUAGUGCGUCGCCAGAUCCCAUGGGCCCGGGACCGUUGGCACCGUUAACACAUAUGUGAGAGCCGCUAUUCGCGGCACAAGACUUAGACGUGCCGCCUUUGUGAACUGUGUACA
Anoplophora glabripennis (Asian longhorned beetle) is the source of this 1135-nucleotide messenger RNA. RefSeq names its product transcription factor Sox-3 (gene SoxN). Lineage: Eukaryota; Metazoa; Arthropoda; Insecta; Coleoptera; Cerambycidae. The transcript has a single exon. Gene Ontology annotation, biological process: cell differentiation; anatomical structure morphogenesis; regulation of DNA-templated transcription. Bases 1 to 1080 code for a protein of 359 amino acids. The record is from RefSeq and is a predicted model, not a curated record. Gene Ontology annotation, molecular function: DNA-binding transcription factor activity, RNA polymerase II-specific; RNA polymerase II cis-regulatory region sequence-specific DNA binding.